Daphnia carinata is the source of this 3879-nucleotide messenger RNA. RefSeq names its product delta and Notch-like epidermal growth factor-related receptor. Gene Ontology annotation, molecular function: calcium ion binding. Gene Ontology annotation, biological process: establishment or maintenance of epithelial cell apical/basal polarity; heterophilic cell-cell adhesion. Bases 307 to 2490 code for a protein of 727 amino acids. The transcript has 14 exons. Lineage: Eukaryota; Metazoa; Arthropoda; Branchiopoda; Diplostraca; Daphniidae. The record is from RefSeq and is a predicted model, not a curated record. Gene Ontology annotation, cellular component: plasma membrane; protein-containing complex.
CACGACGCUUUUCAUCGUUCAGCUGUUUAUUGUUAUUUUCUCAUCAAAUUGUCUUAAACGUCCGAGUUUGUUGCUCUUCGCUUUCAACUCUAUCAGAAUUCCUAUUUCUACUUGAAUUAUACAGCCAUUCAUUAUUGGUGCUGCCCGUCCUGGUGGAAAGGGCUUGGAGACCGGCCUGAUUGAAUAGUGCAAGGUUGGAAACUAUACAGGCAUCUAUAAUACCAGCAACUACAUAAACUACGACUGGAAUUCACUCAUCGUGGUUACUUCUUUUUUUGCCACCCGUCUAAAAGCAAAAAAACAAAAAUGCCAGCAACCCACCUUUUGUUGGCUGUGCUGGCCAUUGUUUUGACGGCGUCAGCUUCUUCGAAUGGCGGUGGUCUUACGACACCGGAUGCAGUCGCUGGAGUGGUUGGAGCAACGGCGUCAGGGCUCUUCAACAUCCGGCCUUUGAGCAUCUUCACGGGUCACUGUAAUGCAUCCAUUGCCAGAGGAGCAACCAUCUGGAAGCCGAUCCCCGGUGUUGUAGAUAUCUUCUUUCCCAAAGUGAAACCUCCUCGAUGCGCCAACCCGUCGGCCUGCUCUCUGAUUAAUUCCUCGCUGCACGCCAACGUCAUCUUGCAGCCGGGCGACUCGCUGCGUCUUACCUUCGAUUUGGAUUUCUCCUCGGCGGCCGGCGAGCGAGACGAUCAACCCGCCAAGAAGAUGUUGCCAUCCACAACCGAUUCACCCCGAGCAGCCACCACCGUACCGACCACAACAACUGCAUCCACUGCCACGCCCAUUGCUACUGACGAGAUGGCCACGCCCGACGCCAUUAGCAGCAAGGAAUCGGUCGUGUUGAAACGCUACCCAAGGCAGGCUGUCGGUGGGCAGACAAACGCGGCCGUCACUGGUCCGACGCAGUUGCCCAUCCAAAAGAGUAAUGUCGUCGCUGAACGGAUCCGUCUGAUGGCUCAAGCGGAUAAUCAGGGCAAGAAAAUGUCGGUCAACGGCAGCAGCAGCAGCACGGCAAUCCCGACAGUCAGCAAUAUCGUAACGCUGUACAAAGUGAACGGUGAAGCGUUCGAAUCGUGCGACAUUGCCAACAGCCAACGGAUAGGACAAGUCAAAAGUCAAGACCCUGAAUCGCACACGGGUGUCAUUACUCUACCACCUGGCCUUUUAUCGAUCGCCGACAACUUUUUCUUAGGACGAUCCGUUCGCUGGGGUGGCGAGUGUCUAAAGAUGAAAGUUUCCGUCAAAACGGCAAACUGUGGAGAUCGGGAUCAGUGUACCAAUAACGGUGUCUGUCACGCCACAUCAUCCACGGCUUCGUUCCAGUGCUCCUGUUGCGAGUCGGCCAACGUCAACGAAUUCUGCGGGCCGUCCAACUUGUGCGCAUACAACCCGUGCCAGAACGAAGGCGUUUGCAUCCGCGUCCAGCAGAACAAAGACGACCUCUUCCGCUGUCUCUGCCUACCUGGCUACGAAGGCAAGUUUUGCGAAGAGCAAUUCAAUGCUUGCGAUUCGAUGGUUUGCCAUAAUGGGGGCUCCUGCUUGAUCGCUCACGACGGCCGUGCUCAUUGCUCGUGUCCUUCUGGCUUUGUUGGUCUCCAUUGCGAGGAAGAAUUGACCGGAUGCGAUUCGUCUCCCUGCGUUCACGGCAUUUGCGUCGACCAGACCCACGGAUACCGAUGUUUCUGCCAACCAGGAUUUGGUGGACCCGAAUGCAACUUCGAGUAUAACGAAUGCGAAUCCAAUCCGUGUGCCAACGGUGGUACGUGCCUGGACCGAGUGGGCGAAUUCCAGUGCAUUUGCCCAUCUGGUUACGCUGGAUCACGUUGUGAGACUCAGGUGAAUUUGUGCGAACCCAACCCUUGCGGACUCAAUCAAAAGUGCAUCGAUCACGGAACCAAUAUCAGCUGCGAAUGCAUUCCAGGACUCGAUCCAGCCCUUUGCGCUGAGAUGAACUCGGCAUGUCAUCCGAACCCUUGCCUGCGUGGCGGGACCUGCUGGGUCAGCAGCGGGAGUUUCUUUUGCGCUUGCAAGCCUGGACUAACUGGCGAUCGAUGUCAAGAUCUGGUGACGAUCGGCAACAAAGCCGAACAUCACGAAGUGAUCCGUGGCUCGGUCGGCCAUUACGGUCUCAGUAGCAGCGAACUGGAACUCAAGACGCCGUUGCCACUCCAUUUGGAUCACACGCAUAGUGUCUACGUGGCUGUUGGCACGCUCAUCUCGGUCGUCAUUGUCGUCGUUAUCGCGGUGACGGCUUGCUACUGUCGGACGCACGAGACGUCCAAAUGGUCGCCAUCAGCCCGGCUGCCUUUCCUCUGCCGGGACUACCGCAACUCAUCGUCGCCCAUCAAGGAGGAUCAAGGGAUGGACGUGCCGUUGGCGGUUGCCAUGGAAUCGGAAACCUUCCAGCAGCGCAAAUUCGAGAGCUUGCAUCCCACUCAGUGCCAAGUUUAUUGGAGCGAAGCGCGCCGCGACGCCGCCGUACUCGACUGAAAAGAUGGGCAGAAUGGAAAAAUGGAAAAGACCUAUAUAAAUAAUUUACAAUAAUAAUAAUAAUAAAAGAAAAAAAAAGGAAGGCACGACUGGAGUGGAGGACGAAAAAAAAAUGAAAAGAGAAGACCAACAUCUUCCACCAUUUUUUUUUUCUUUUAAGGUCGUAAUUUGAUUUGACUCGGUUCACUCGACUUAAUAUUUACACAGCACACUUCGACGUCGAAAUAGCCUCUGACAUUUUAGUUGUAUGUUUUCCUUUUUUUUUUUUUCUUAUUUAGUUCUCGGAAAUAUUUAUAUCUCUCAAUUCCCUUGACUUUUUUUUUUCGUGUUCAACCAACCACUUUUGCCUCCCAGCGACCCUGCGUAUGCGUUAGGAAGAAAAGCAGGGAGGGACUUUGAUCUCCGUUCACGAUCUAUUUUAUUUUUUCUUUCGUGACUUGCCUAUCUCUUUUCCCCAUUCUUGCCUCUUUUGUAUUCAUUACCCUGUGUGACUCUGGAUUUUCCACGUUUAUUUCUUUUUUGCCCUCCUCGUUUAUGCGUGUUCAUGAAUUAUUCCACAUGUAGAUCCAUGUUCCGUCCUCUCCAUUAUACUCUGGUGUGUCUUGUCUAUUCUUUUUCUUCACUGCUUGUUGCUAAAAAAAAGGUCUGCUAACUUAUUCUGUUGCCGAAUGAUUGUCUACGAGCUGACGACGAGCACAAAGAGUGGACUAAGACAUUUUGUUGAUUGACGGAAUUCAGUUAUUUCUCCCUUUUUUUGUUGUUUCGUUUUUCUCCAUAUGUAAAUGAAUCAGGACCAGUUAUGUUUUGUUUUUUACCUUCACGUCUUGUGGUUUUCGUUAUUUAUUAGAUCUGUUCUCCCCCGACUUCCGAAAUUGAUUCCAUGUUUUUCUUUUUGUUUGUGUCCGGAUUUUUCUCGUAGCUUUAUUCCGUUAUUCAUCGUACAUCUCUCUAAUGCUCACAACAUACUCACAGAUAUUUGUAUUUCUCUUUGUGAUGACGAUCCCCUUGUUACGGAAUACUGUCAAACCCAUCACACCAACGUUCUGAUUCAACAAUAUGAGCCCUUCCAUCUUUAAUCAUCCUUUUCGACUUCCUCGUCUAUGCCAAAGUAAGGACAACCCUCCAAAUGAAAUUUUCCCCAUAAAGAAAAUCAUUUUUAUCCCCGUCAUUUAACGUUUCGGGUCUGUCGGGACAAUUGAAUGUCUUUUUAAACGCUCCAUUUGUUUGCUCGAGAUUUGUCCUCCUUAAGUUUUGAAAAAAGGUUUUAAAAAAGAGUCCGCUAUACAUUGGCGCAUUUCAAUUAUUUGUUUGUUUUCAUUUUGAUGGAGAUGUUGUUUCUCUUUUUGGAGCAGUACAAAAAAAAAUGCGUGCGUGAAAUACAAACUUGAU